UAACUCAGGUUUGGUAGUGACCAAGUUUAAUUGAAGUAACUGGCCAAAACUACGUGCGUGGUGGCGAGAUAUCCCUUUGUUUUCGCGGACAUGUGAUACGAUCUUUAUCUACAAUUUAAAACUAAAUCAAGCAAGCGAGAAAUUCGUAAUGAAAUUAAUAAAAGCCGAUAACUGACCAGGUGAAAAAUUGUCCGGAGGUAGAGACUAUAAAAAGAUAUUUGUUUCGGACUGAACACCACUCAAGGAACAAUUUAGCACUGGAACAAUCAAAAAGAUUUUGAGAAUGAUUGGAAGAAUAAAACUGCUCGUGCUUUUAUGCAUUUUUGGUACAACUCUAUCUUUACGUAUACCAUUCAACAAAAGACAGUCGGCAUGUGCAGACAUUAGCAUUACAACAGACGCGACAGGUGGUUAUACAGUCUUAUCCGACUAUGGUAUAACUAUUGAAGACUCGGAAGAUAUCAAAAUUAAGUUGAGAAUCAAGGCCAGUCAUGAUGCUGAAAUCGUCCUCAUGUCUACAGACAGUAUCAACGACCCCCUGUAUAAGAUUAUUUUAGGGGGAUCAGACAACACUGUGUCAAUGAUCCAAGACGGUCAAAAUGGAAAAAUAAAAGCGUUAUAUAAUGGACCUGUUUUACAGAAUGGAUUUACCAAAUUUAUGAUAACUUUGAAAAAUGACAAGAUCAAAGUCAAAGAUGGAGAUAAAAAUAAAAUCUUGAAAUGGAAAGAUAAUAAAAAUCCAUUGAAAGUAGUUAACGUUGGUAUAGCCACAAAAGACUCAGAGAGUGGAGUAUGGUUGUUCCCUUGCAAUCAAGAACAGUGUGAUGUAGCAGCUGAAUUUGAAUGUAAAAAGGGUUCGACAUGUAUACCUGUUAAGGAAAGAUGUGACGGUAUCGCCAAUUGUUUGGACGGAAGUGACGAAUGCGGAUGUGAUGAUAAACCGAAUCCUAGCCCAAGCCCAGCGACAUGUACUAAUGGUAAACUAUCAUGUGAUGACGGCGAGGGAUGUUACCCUUCUGAAUGGAAAUGUGAUAAUAUCAAAGACUGUGAUGACAACUCUGAUGAAGAGGAGUGUGAAGAACCGAAUUCUAGCCCAAGCCCAGUGACAUGUACUAAUGGUGAACUAUCAUGUGAUAACGGGGAGGGAUGUUACCCUUCGGACUGGAAAUGUGAUAAUAUCAAAGACUGUGAUGACAAUUCUGAUGAAGAGGAGUGUGAAGACAUGUCAACCCCAGCCCCAACUAGUGCUACAGGAGGGUGUUCGGAGGGAUAUUUUAAAUGUGACUCUACAGAUGAAUGUUAUGACAACUCUUGGAAGUGUGAUGACAUAACAGACUGUAGUGAUGGAUCUGACGAACAAAACUGUGGAGAUGACGGAGACAAAUCUACCCCAGCUCCAACGUCCGGACCUACUAGCGCUCCAGGAACAUGCAGUGACGGACAAUUUAAAUGUAAGACCGGAAAUGAGGGUCAGUGCUAUGUCAACUCAUGGAAGUGUGACAAAAUCAAAGACUGUGACGACGGAUCUGAUGAAGAAAAUUGUGACACUGCACCAGUUACUGAAAUACCAGUUACACAAGGACCAGUUACUCAAGGACCAGUUACUCAAAGACCAGUUACUCAAGCACCAACGGGUUGUACAUCUGAAGCAAACAAAUGUAAUGGUUAUGCAGACUGUGUUGAUGGAUCUGAUGAAGACAGUACAAUGUGUUCAACAUUCACUUGCCCUUCAGGUAGUAGCAAAUGUAGUGACGGAGUGACCUGUAUUUCUGACUCUGCCAAGUGUGACGGGUACCAGGAUUGUCCAGCUGGGGACGAUGAAGCAAACUGUGCAGCUGCUACCUGCUCUAAUAACCAGUUCAAGUGUCCUAACAGUUUCUGUCUUGCUAAAAGUGGUAAAUGUAAUGGAAUUCCAGAAUGUCCCAAUGGUGAAGAUGAAAGUGGUUGCUCUGGAUGUCCAAAAAACACACAAAAAAGAUGCGAUGAUGGUUCAAUGUGUAUACUUAAAUCUGAAAAAUGCGAUGGAAUUACAGACUGUUCUGAUAAAUCAGAUGAAGCUAACUGUCCAAGCAGAAGAACGACAUUGACAAGAUUCCAGAGACUCUUAGAUCAUUUGAGAUCCAAUAAUAAAAGAUCACCAAAUCACGAGACAAUGGCACAAAAAGCUGUAAGGAAGAUGGACCAAGUAAAGAGGAAUUUCAACGAGGCGACACUAAGACGAGUCAACAGUGAUGAGGGUGUAAAGAGACACCAGAGAGCAAUGAAGGCAAGACAUGAGUCACUUCAGAGACAGUUGGUCGAGAGACGGAGAAACCUAGCUAUGUCCAGUAGGCAUUCUAAGGAGAGGCGUCAAUAUAAGGGUUAAUUUGAAUCGAUUUGAUGUAAUCACAAGUUAAUGAUUUCGGCUUCUUUUCUGUAACCAUAUUAUUAAAGAUUAUUAUUUUAGUAGAA
Molecule: messenger RNA, 2451 nt
Organism: Mytilus trossulus (common blue mussel)
Lineage: Eukaryota; Metazoa; Mollusca; Bivalvia; Mytilida; Mytilidae
Product: very low-density lipoprotein receptor-like
Exons: 14
Coding region: 284-2365 (693 amino acids)
Biological process (GO): receptor-mediated endocytosis
Cellular component (GO): apical plasma membrane; signaling receptor complex; plasma membrane
Molecular function (GO): hormone binding; protein binding
Source: RefSeq, a predicted model, not a curated record